AUGCCCUACACUUCAAAUGUUUCACUCAGUGCGCUGUGCAAUGCAUCUUAUCAGGACAAUUCAUCAAACAAUGAACCAGACCAGACAGAAGAUAAUCCAGCUCAGGUUCUUUCUACAUUGAUGAUUGUGUUGUUAACCAUCGCCGGUCUACUGAUCAUUGCAAUCAAUGGCCUGGUGAUCUACUUAAUCUACGUUAAGAAAGCUCUUCGGUCGCCAACAAAUUUGUUUCUCACUUCUCUGGCAUUUUUGGACUUCAUUACAGGAUUCGUGGGAGUCCCUCUUGUUGUACAUUGCCUGGCUAAGGAGGUUCUAUCAGUGUGCGUUUUUUCGACGAUCUUCAUUCGAUUCGCUGCUAUUUCGUCAGUUUGCCAUAUCAUUCUCAUAGCUUUUGAUCGUUAUAUCGCCAUAGUGCAUCCCUUGCAACAUGGCUCCCUUGUAACAAAAUGGCGAGCAGUUGGUGCUACUUUAUUUGUGUGGCUGAUGUCAUUUGGAGCGUCUAUUAUUCAGCUGUCGUGGUACACUCUGGAUGAGAAUACUUUGAAGGAAUAUGCCGAGGAAACAGCAACUUCCGAUUUGAAGUACAUAAAAGCUUGCAUCGUUGUGUUUUUCGCAAUUCCUCUGUUGAUGAUAUGCUACAUGUACGGGCACAUAUUUUACAUUUCAUUUAAGAGUAUGAAAACUGACCGCGUCCGAAAAAGUUCCUUGCGGCAGCCACACCGACCUCUUCUUUACGAAUGGCGAGGCCGCAGUGUUUUGCUGAUCAUGGUUGUGAUAUUCGCCGGGUGUUGGUUGCCAUUUUUUUUGGCCAUGUUACAGGACCACAAGCCAUCCCUUGAGUUCUCUCUGAAUUCAGUCUGGGUGCAGCGUUUGCUUGUGGCCCUGACUUUCGUACCACCGCUGUUAAAUCCCGUCUUAUGCACGUUGGCCAAGAAGGAUUUCCGUCGCUCAUUAAUGGAAGUGGCCUUCAGAGAGAGGCUUCAUCGACAACGUGAGGAAAGAGCAUAUUUUCAAAAAUCAAGUGUGAACAAUGCGUAA
Porites evermanni is the source of this 1035-nucleotide messenger RNA. NCBI's taxonomy places the organism in Eukaryota, Metazoa, Cnidaria, Anthozoa, Scleractinia, Poritidae. The record is from the annotation of a GenBank genome assembly.